Molecule: messenger RNA, 1737 nt
Organism: Aegilops tauschii subsp. strangulata
Lineage: Eukaryota; Viridiplantae; Streptophyta; Magnoliopsida; Poales; Poaceae
Product: acyl-CoA hydrolase 2
Biological process (GO): acyl-CoA metabolic process; fatty acid catabolic process
Molecular function (GO): fatty acyl-CoA hydrolase activity
Source: RefSeq, a predicted model, not a curated record
UGCCAAAUCCCAAUCGCUUUUAAAUUAGAGAUUUUAUUUAUCGUCCGCCUUCCGACGCGCAGCUGCCUCGCUGCCCCGGUGCUGCUGCUGCUCCCCUCCCGCCCCGCCGACGCCUCCGCCGAUGGACCGGGAACAAGGUAAGGCAGCGGCGAGCCUGCCGGAUUUGGGAGCGACCGUGGCUAAUUCUGGGGACGAUUCCCGUUGGUGUGCAGUGACGGAGUUCCUGGGCCAGGUGCCGCUCCUGCAGUGCCUCCCCGGCUCCUCCAUCCGCAGGAUCGCCGAGGCCGUCCAGGUCAAGCACUACGAACCUGGUGAUUAUGUUGCCCGUGAAGGUGAACCCGUAGAUGGCCUUUGCAUCAUAUUGGAUGGGCAGGCUGAAGUUUCUGCUCCUGCAAACACAGAAGAAGCAAACCGUCCAGACUAUGUCUUAAAUAAGUAUGACUACUUUGGUUACGGGACCAAUAGUUCUGUACAUCAAGUAAAUGUUAUUGCGGUGACAAAGCUGUCCUGCUUUGUAUUGCCAAGUCAAUAUGGACAUCUGCUGCAAACCAAGACAAUUUGGAAUGCAGAAGAAACACCUGAAAGCCAUUCAUUGAUGGAACAAAUUUUACAUUUAGAGAAAUUAGAGGUUGAUAUCUUUCGUGGAUUUACUUUGCCAGAAGCUCCAACUUUUAAUCAAGUUUUUGGAGGACAAUUGAUUGCGCAGGCACUAGCAGCAGCAUCCAAGACUGUCGAUUGCCUGAAACUUGUGCAUAGUCUGCAUGCAAUUUUUCUAAUAGCAGGAGACAAUAAUAUGCCAAUAAUAUAUCAAGUACAUCGGGAGCGUGAUGGAACCAGCUUUGCCACCAGAAAAGUGGAGGCAAAGCAGAAAGGCCUUGUUAUGUUCACUUUAAUUGUUUCUUUCCAGAAGGAAGAAUUAGGGUUUGAGCAUCAGGCUGCAAUCAUGCCUGACGUUCCUCCUCCAGAACAGCUCCUGAAUAUGGAGGAGAUACGGGAAAGAAGACUCACUGAUCCACGGUUUCCGAUGCAAUAUAGGAACUCAGCUGCCAAGAAAAAGUUUGUACCUUGGCCCAUUGAAAUGAGGUUCUGCCAAGAUUCUAAAUCUCAACAUGAACCAAGCCUGCAUUAUUGGUUUAGAGCUAGAGGAAAACUUUCGGAUGAUCCAGCUCUGCAUAGAUGUGUUGUAGCAUAUGCUUCGGAUCUACUAUAUUCAGGCGUCAGCCUAAAUCCGCACCGGAAGAGGGGUUUGAAGACAUACUCUCUCAGUCUUGAUCACUCGAUGUGGUUCCACAAGCCUGUGAAAGCUGAUGACUGGUUGUUAUAUGUGAUCGACAGCCCAUCCGCACACGGUGGUAGGGGAUUCGUCACCGGACGUAUGUUCAACCGGCAAGGAGAGCUCAUCGUGUCGCUGACCCAAGAGGCGUUGAUUAGGAGGGCCAAGACACCUGGGCAAACCCCAAGGCCUAAGCUUUGAGAUGUGCAGAAGAGCCGUGCCCGUACUUUAAUAUUUUCUUUUAUCUUAUAGUACACCGAGACAGCUGUGAGAUUUAUGUAUAGGAGUACAGCUUACGGCUUGAAUUUGGCACACAUGCUUAGUGUGAAUGAUUGUAUCCUUGCAUGCUGAUUCACAUUCAGGUUUUCCUCUUAAUAUGUGGAUUGCAAUUGCCAUCCAACAUGCGGCACAUGAAUGUAGACAAAUGUACCUCAAAUUCAAAGUUUUAUUUGUUCCACGCUUAA